AUCGAGCUAAAGAACGAAGAGAAGAUCAGAAUCCUGAUUAUGAAUCCAGCGAGCUGGGUUUUCAUGCGGUUGCCCCUCCUGGGACUGUCGACAUUCGGGCGGCUGAUGCACACAAGUUAUCCAUUGAGAAGAGCAAGUACCUUGGAGGUUCGUUCCAGUAGAAUGAGGUUUUUCAGUUUGUGUUUUUUAACUUUGUAAAAUUAGGAACUGUUCUUCCUUUGCAUCCAAUUCAGAAUCGGGUGGAUAUAUUUAAAUUUGGGGUGGCGGUGGGGGGUGACUAAUCAAUAGUGUGUUCUACAAGUACAACUCGCCCUUUUCCCUCCUUGCUGGUCCAUUAGCGAUUGGAUUGUGGCCUUUCAGAGGAGUUCUUAAUCAUUAAUUAUGCAUUUGGAGUUGCUCGUACCUUGGUAAUAUUUAUAGCUUUUUGGUUGAAGUCUAAACCAGGGGAUAUUCCCAAGCCAUUAUUAUUGUUUUUACUUUAUGUUGUAUUAUUUUUUUGAGCUGCUUUGAUGCAGGGGACGUUGAGCAUACCCACUUGGUGAAAGGUUUGGAUUAUGCCUUGCUCAAUAAAGUAAGAAGUGAGAUUGACAAGAAGCCAGAUUCUGGGGGCGAUGCUGAAGGGAAAGCUAGGUAUCUGAUCGCCACCGCCACCACCCAUUUAUCUCGAUUGUUCAUUUUUUCGAAUGCAGUUAAAGAACUUGAUAAUACUUGUCUUAGAAUCUCUGUUCUUUUUGUGUUUACUUCUCUAUUUCAUCUAAUCCUCGCCUAAUUUAGUUAAAUAUUUAGAAGAUUAUCCAUUCUGUUUGGACUAUGAUGUUUUUCUCAGCAUUCUCUUUUCUUUUAUCGUAAUGACCAUUGAUAAUGAUUUUCUGAAUGCUGAUACUGAAGUACACCCAAGGAAGAUCAACAAGUGUUGUUUCGCACUGCAACAGCAAAGUCAGUAUACAAAUGGAUCGUCAAGCCCCAGACAGUUAUUAAGUCAAAUGAGACAUUCCUUCCUGGAGGGUGGAUAUUCUCAUGAUAUUCCAACUACCUUGCAUAGAAGUAAAGCCGACUGUCCAGUGCCAGAGGAAAUGGUGACCGUCAAUGUUGAUGGUUCUGUACUAGAUCGAAUUGCUAAGAUUAUGUCGUAUCUUCGUCUUGGAUCCUCAGGGAAGGUUCUAAAGAAGAAAAAGAAGGAUAAAGAUGUAAAAGGGAAGAUUUCAGCUAUUGUUAAUGAAUAUGUUGGAAACAACAAGCCAUCAACACUUGAUGCUGGUGUGCCAAAGAAGCAAACGGAAAGAGAGAUGUUGCCCCCUCCACCUCCUCUCAAGAAAAAUCAAAUAGUUUUGAAGGAGAAGCAAGGACCAGUUGUUGCAAGAGUAGAUGAAGAUGAUAUUUUUGUCGGUGACGGCGUUGAUUACACUGUUCCUGGUAAGGACCUGAGCCAGAGUCCUCUUUCAGAAGACAUGGAAGAAUCUCCUCGAAAUAAGGAGAAACCUAGUUAUUUCUCUGAACCUGCUUAUGGUCCUGUCCCACCCUCUGGACCACCUCAAGAAUGGCAAGAAGCAAAUGGUUAUGGGGUGAUGCAACCUCAAGCGUUUCCUGCUGGCUACCAAGGAGAGUGGCAGGAUUACCAGUAUUCUGAUCAACUGGCUUAUUCUGAACAGUACCUUCAGCUCAACAUGCAGGCAUAUGAUAUGCAAACAGGAGUGCAACACGAUCCCCACCUCAUGACUCAAGAAGAGAAAGAUAGGGGUUUAGGGUCAGUAUUCAAGAGAGACGAUCAGAGACUACAGCAACUGAGAGAGAGAGAUGCACGAGAGAAGGAUCCCAACUUCAUAUCAGAGAGUUAUUCUGAAUGUUAUCCUGGAUAUCAAGAGUAUAACCGUGAAAUCGUGGACAGUGACGAUGAAGAUGACUUAUCGAAAAUGGACAUGGGAGGCCGGGCGAAGGGCCGCCUUCACCGAUGGGACUUUGAGACAGAGGAGGAGUGGGCAAAGUACAAUGAGCAGAAGGAAGCGAUGCCAAAAGCUGCGUUCCAGUUCGGUGUGAAGAUGCAAGACGGUCGUAAGACACGAAAGCAAAACAAGGACCAGAAACUCAACAAUGAACUGCACAAGAUCAACAAGAUACUAGCAAAAAAGAAAAUGGAGAAGGACAUGGAUGGGGAUGAUGAUGAUGAUGAUGAUAUACAACCGGGAAAGAAGAUUAGAAUUUGAGUUGAUUGGCAAUGGGAAUGGGAAUGGGAAUGGGAAUGGGAUGAUCCUUAAAAGCAUAGCUGGAAGGUAUAUAAUUUUGAAAAAGGAAAAUAAAGAUGACACCACAAACUUGGUCUUAGUUUCUUUUAACCUUAUUUAAUCUCAUUCUACAAUUGCAUCUUA
Messenger RNA from Cucurbita pepo subsp. pepo (vegetable marrow), 2363 nucleotides. RefSeq names its product suppressor of mec-8 and unc-52 protein homolog 2. NCBI's taxonomy places the organism in Eukaryota, Viridiplantae, Streptophyta, Magnoliopsida, Cucurbitales, Cucurbitaceae. The record is from RefSeq and is a predicted model, not a curated record.